Suncus etruscus (white-toothed pygmy shrew) is the source of this 1506-nucleotide messenger RNA. RefSeq names its product adiponectin receptor 2 (gene ADIPOR2). The transcript is spliced from 8 exons. The record is from RefSeq and is a predicted model, not a curated record. NCBI's taxonomy places the organism in Eukaryota, Metazoa, Chordata, Mammalia, Eulipotyphla, Soricidae. Gene Ontology annotation, cellular component: plasma membrane. Gene Ontology annotation, molecular function: signaling receptor activity. The coding region runs from base 158 to 1318 and encodes 386 amino acids. Gene Ontology annotation, biological process: adiponectin-activated signaling pathway.
CUUCCUUCCCUCCCUCCCUUCCUCCCCUUCCCUCAGUCGUGGCGUCCGCGGAGCCCCCGGCGGGCGGAGAGGCUCAAGUUACUAUUCUAGAAGUUCAUCUUCCCAGCAAGAAGGGACAGAAAGACCGCUUUGUAAGAAAGGCUCGGAUAUCCGUCCCAUGAACGAGACAGCGGAAGACCGAUUGGGGUGCAACAGGACCCAAGAGCCAGAUAUAAGGCUCAGAAAAGGUCACCAACUCGAUGGUACGAGGAGAGGCGAUAAUGACAACCACCAGGGAGAUUUGGAGCCCGUUUUAGAGCCAUCUGUUCUGUCUUCCCACCAUAAAACAAGCUCUGAGGAUCAUGCGAGCAAUGAGGAGGCUUCACAGGAAGAUGAGGGGUUCAUGGGCAUGUCCCCUCUCCUCCAAGCCCAUCAUGCCAUGGAAAGAAUGGAAGAGUUUGUGUGUAAGGUCUGGGAAGGUCGGUGGCGAGUAAUCCCGCAUGAUGUACUACCGGACUGGCUCAAGGAUAACGACUUCCUUUUACAUGGACACCGGCCCCCUAUGCCUUCUUUCCGGGCCUGUUUUAAGAGCAUUUUCAGAAUACACACUGAAACAGGAAACAUCUGGACACAUCUCUUAGGUUGUGUAUUCUUCCUGUGCCUGGGGAUCUUUUAUAUGUUUCGCCCAAACAUCUCCUUCGUAGCUCCUCUGCAAGAGAAGGUGGUCAUUGGAUUGUUCUUCUUGGGAGCCAUUCUAUGCCUUUCUUUCUCAUGGCUUUUCCAUACAGUCUACUGCCACUCAGAAGGGGUUUCCCGGCUCUUCUCGAAACUGGAUUACUCCGGCAUUGCUCUUCUGAUUAUGGGGAGUUUUGUUCCUUGGCUUUAUUAUUCUUUCUACUGUAAUCCACAACCCUGCUUCAUCUACUUGAUUGUCAUUUGCGUGCUGGGCAUUGCAGCCAUUAUUGUCUCCCAGUGGGACAUGUUUGCCACCCCUCAGUAUCGCGGAGUAAGAGCAGGAGUGUUUUUGGGCCUGGGCCUGAGUGGAAUCAUUCCGACCUUGCACUAUGUCAUCUCGGAGGGAUUCCUGAAGGCUGCUACCAUUGGACAGAUCGGCUGGUUGCUGUUGAUGGCUAGCCUGUACAUCACAGGGGCGGCCCUGUAUGCAGCCCGAAUCCCGGAACGCUUCUUUCCUGGCAAGUGUGACAUAUGGUUUCACUCCCAUCAGCUGUUUCACAUCUUUGUGGUUGCUGGCGCUUUCGUUCACUUCCACGGCGUCUCAAACCUCCAAGAAUUCCGCUUCAUGCUCGGCGGAGGCUGCAGUGAAGAGGAUGCCCUGUGAGACCAGCCAGGGACCGUGACCCUGAACCCGGCCCGCAAGCCUCGGGCUUUACCUUCCUGGGGAUUGAGGCCAGUGCCAGAGGAGCCCCUACACUCUCGAGGCCCUUGGGACUCCACCUCGUCCACGAAACACGACUGAGAAGCGAAGAACAAAAUAAAUCAUACCUCAAAGGCUGGCGUGCGUCAAUU